Molecule: messenger RNA, 759 nt
Organism: Plasmodium cynomolgi strain B
Lineage: Eukaryota; Apicomplexa; Aconoidasida; Haemosporida; Plasmodiidae
Product: 3-oxo-5-alpha-steroid 4-dehydrogenase family protein
Exons: 6
Coding region: 1-759 (252 amino acids)
Biological process (GO): polyprenol catabolic process; dolichol-linked oligosaccharide biosynthetic process
Cellular component (GO): endoplasmic reticulum
Molecular function (GO): 3-oxo-5-alpha-steroid 4-dehydrogenase activity
Source: RefSeq, a predicted model, not a curated record
AUGAUGUGCGAUGUCUCAUCAUUGGUACACGCCAUGGGCGAAGAAGGGAUUCUAAAAAUUAUCUGUAAAGCUUAUUACACCGUUGGAUGUUUUGUCCUCCUUCUUUCUUUCCAUUUCAAAUCAAUAAAUGAAUGGUCCCUGCAUGGGAAGAAUUUGUACAUCAAAAUUGAAAAGGGGAAAACGGAUGGGGAAAAAACGCACUCCACGUUUUCGAAGCUGAGGGGGAAGAUAGACCACAUGACAAUUUCGAAAAAGCACUUCGCGCAUUUUUAUGUGAUCGGCUUGGCCGUCAAUUCUGUGUUGCUCAUCUGUGACCUCAGUCAACGCGCAGGGAGUGAACAAACCGCCUUCCAUUGUAUCUCCGUAACGAACGUUUUGCUUCAAGUUCAGUUGGUCAGGAGACUACUGGAGCAGCUGCUCGUCGUCAGGACGACGCCGAAAUCGGUCAUGCACGUUUUUUCGUACCUCUUGGGCGUAACCUUCUACCUUGUGACGCCCUAUUCCCUCCACAACAAUGACAAAAGGGAGUAUACAACAGUAGGGUUACUCCCUGUUGUUGUGUUCCUGUUGGGGACAUUAAUUCAGUAUGAUUCCCAUGUCCGCUUGGCCAAGCUUCGUCCCAAAGGCGCAAACAAGUUAGACAGCCCGUACAAAGUACCACAUGGGGGACUCUUCCACUUUGUCAGUUGCCCGCAUUAUUUCGCCGAAAUUUUAAUCUACCUGUCCUUUUUGCUGCUGAACUGGAAUUUCAUCAGGUAA